This is a messenger RNA of Talaromyces rugulosus, 1605 nucleotides long. RefSeq lists its product as uncharacterized. The transcript is spliced from 2 exons. The record is from RefSeq and is a predicted model, not a curated record. Lineage: Eukaryota; Fungi; Ascomycota; Eurotiomycetes; Eurotiales; Trichocomaceae. Gene Ontology annotation, biological process: tRNA processing. Bases 1 to 1605 code for a protein of 534 amino acids. Gene Ontology annotation, molecular function: tRNA dihydrouridine synthase activity; flavin adenine dinucleotide binding.
AUGGCGCAGAAACCCGUUGAAUCGCCCUCUCCCGCGGGGCCAACUCGGCCAAAGUUGACCGGCCGGGAAUUCUACAAGAGCAUUGGAAGCCCUAAACUUAUCGUUGCACCUAUGGUAGAUCGUUCUGAGUUUGCAUGGCGGAUGCUCACUCGGUCCUUCAUGAAACAAGACGAGCCUAACCCUGUCCUCGCAUAUUCACCCAUGUUUCAUGCUCGAUUGUUUCAGACGGAUAAAAACGUUCGCGCUCAACACUUUCAGCCAAUACGAUCGACGGACGAGAACACUGAGGAGCUAUUUCUCGACGGCAACCCGGCCAUCGAUCGGCCGCUCUUUGUACAGUUUUGCUCAAACGACCCAGAUGACUUUAUAGAAGCUGCGCGCCAUGUGGCUCCGUAUUGCGAUGCUGUUGACCUCAACCUUGGGUGUCCGCAGGGAAUUGCGAGAAGGGGAAACUACGGCGCAUUUCUGCAGGAGAAUUGGGAUCUGAUCUACAAAUUGAUCAAUAGGCUGCACACAGAACUUUCCAUUCCCGUCACCGCCAAAUUUCGUAUACAGGAAACAAAGGAAAAGACUCUGGAAUACGCAAAGAUGAUUUUAUCGGCCGGUGCUAGUAUAAUCACCGUUCACGGUAGACAGAGAGAGCAAAAGGGCCACAACACUGGUGUCGCAGACUGGAGCUACAUCAAAUAUCUGAGAGACAACCUCCCGCCCGAGACUGUCAUAUUCGCCAAUGGCAACGUUUUGAACCACGGAGAUAUUGAACCCUGUUUAGAAGCCACCGGCGCAGAUGGUAUCAUGAGCGCAGAAGGCAACCUCUCAGACCCUACCGUUUUCAGUGAAGCGCCUCCAAUCGGCAGCGAAGGACGAGAAUACUGGCGUGGCCGCAACGGGAAGGGCGGAUAUCGCAUGGAUGCAGUAUUCCGUCGAUACUUGGACAUCAUCCACAAAUAUGUCCUGCGUGAACCCGUGCCUGAACGAAAGCCACUUUUUCUUCCAUCUGACCCUGUGGAAGAGCAUGCUGAGAUCUCGGAAGCAACAGAAGAACAACAGAAGGAUCUAGAAAAAGAAGACCAGGAAGACGAGCCACCUAGGAAAAAGCAAAAACGCGCUCAAACUAAAAGCAGAAAGAAAAAGGUUCAUGAACCAAAUUUGAUUGCCAUGCAAGGCCAUUUGUUCCAGCUUCUUCGUUCCAUGGUUUCGAAACAGACGCAUAUUCGGGAUGCUCUAGCCCAAACAGUUUCAGGCGAUAUCGCUGGUUUCGAGAAAGUUCUGAGUAUGGUUGAAAAGGCGGUUAAAGAAGGUAUACAGGAAUAUGAGGAAAAUCCAGAGAAAUUCGAUGAUCAGUACAAAGAUCAGAAACUAGAGGGGUCCAAGGCUGUGAUUGCAGAGUAUGGACGGCCAUGGUGGAUUUGCCAGCCGCAUAUUCGGCCCUUGCCGGAAGAAGCUAUCGCAAACGGUGCCUUGAAGCCUAGCAAGAAAGCUCAGAACAAGAGUGAGCAGCAAGAAAACGGGGACGAAAAGAAUGCUUCGGCUGAAGCUGCAAAGGUGGUAGCUGCCACUGAAAAAAUGGUUGACUCUAAAGUGGAGCCAUUGGUGCAGGGAUGA